UACCCAACAAAGAAUAAGGACUAAACCUGGGUUUGACAUGCAUUUUGGGUUUAUAUUGUCUAUAAAUCUAUAAGUCUAUACCAGUAGCUGUAUCUUCCACACAUACCCUCUCCCAUUCAGACAUCGUUGGCAAACUGUUUGGCUUCAUCGAUGGAUUGGCAAGGGCAAAAGCUAGCGGAGCAGCUGAUGCAGAUAAUGCUGUUGGCCUUUGCAGUCAUUGCGUUCGUUAUUGGCUAUGCCUUGGGCGAGUUUCAGCUGAUGCUUCUCAUAUACGCAGGGGGUGUCGUUUUGACUACUCUUAUCACUGUACCCAAUUGGCCUUUCUUCAAUCGCCACCCUCUCAAGUGGUUGGAUCCUAGUGAAGCCGAAAAGCAUCCGAAGCCUGCACCUGCUACUUCCAAUUCAAAGAAGAAGACUGCCAAAAAGUAGGUCAUUGCACUAAUCAUAUUUGGUAUUUUGUUGGGUUCUUUGUUCUGGAUGUAUUAGGUACCUUGUGGCUGUGACUUUUUUUCUCUAUGGAUCUAUAAUGUUAUUGGGUGGUCCAAAUGUUACAAUGUUAUACCAUGACUAAAGAAAUUUAAAUUUUGCAACCUCAAGUUUAAUUUAUAUUUUUCGUUUA
Messenger RNA from Cornus florida, 619 nucleotides. Its product is annotated as signal peptidase complex subunit 1-like. NCBI's taxonomy places the organism in Eukaryota, Viridiplantae, Streptophyta, Magnoliopsida, Cornales, Cornaceae. Gene Ontology annotation, biological process: protein targeting to ER. The transcript has 2 exons. The record is from RefSeq and is a predicted model, not a curated record. The coding region runs from base 151 to 429 and encodes 92 amino acids. Gene Ontology annotation, cellular component: signal peptidase complex; endoplasmic reticulum membrane.